AUGUCAUCAAAUAAUAAUAAUAAUAAUAAUCGUCAUAUGAUAAGUACUCCAGCCCCAGCUACUACUGCCCCAGCCGCCGCUGCCGCCGCCGCCCCAACUGAAAAGAUCCAAUUGGCUAAGGUCACCGAAGUUCUCUGCAGAACCGGUUCCCGUGGUGCUGUCACCCAAGUCCGUGUUGAUUUCUUGAACACCGAUAAGCCACGUUCCCUCCUCCGUAACGUCAAGGGUGCCGUCCGUGUUAACGAUAUCCUCUGUUUGCUCGUAUGUCUUUAUUCUUUUUAA
Cavenderia fasciculata is the source of this 282-nucleotide messenger RNA. It is a transcript of the gene rps28, whose product is annotated as 40S ribosomal protein S28. The transcript is spliced from 2 exons. Bases 1 to 282 code for a protein of 93 amino acids. Gene Ontology annotation, cellular component: cytosolic small ribosomal subunit; ribosome. The record is from RefSeq and is a predicted model, not a curated record. Lineage: Eukaryota; Evosea; Eumycetozoa; Acytosteliales; Cavenderiaceae. Gene Ontology annotation, molecular function: structural constituent of ribosome. Gene Ontology annotation, biological process: translation; maturation of SSU-rRNA; ribosomal small subunit assembly.